Arachis ipaensis is the source of this 990-nucleotide messenger RNA. The record is from RefSeq and is a predicted model, not a curated record. Lineage: Eukaryota; Viridiplantae; Streptophyta; Magnoliopsida; Fabales; Fabaceae.
AUGAAACCACGAGACAAGAUCCUCUUGGACGCCUCAAGCAAUGGUUCCUUGACAAAGUAUAGAACGGCGGAGGAGGCAUGGCAAUUGAUCACCGAUUUGGCCGAGUCCACCCAACACGCUAGACAAAGAAACAACCAUCCGAGAGCUAUAAAUGAAGUUUCUACUACUGGUGAGACCGCCGCCCUUACCAAGACCUUGGGGGAAAUGACAAACAUUCUAAAGCAACUCCAACUAAAUCAACACCAACCUCCACCCCCCUCAACCACAACAAAGUCAACAAUUGAAGAAGUUGAAGAGGAGGAUGAAGCUCAAGAGGAAGUUGAAGAGGUGAUUGCUCAACCAAGGGGUGGAUUGCAUAAGGAUGGGGAUGUCUUGCAAGAUGCUACUCCAAUCCCAUUUCCCACAUUGGCAAGGAAGACCAAGAGGCGAGUUGAGUUGGAUUCCAAAAUGGUGGAGAUGUUCAAGAAAGUUGAGGAGAAAAUUUGUGAAUUAGAAACUAUUCGCUUGGGAAGUUCAAUUUCCACUUUAAUGGAUGAUGUGCCGGAAAAGUGUGGUGACCCCGGCCCUUGCUUGGUAACUUGCACCACAGAUGGGGUAGAAUCUGUUGAUUAUAAGUGCAAUCUUGGCGCUUGUGUGAGUAUUAUGCCCUUGUCCGUUUAUGAGGUUUUAAAGCUCCCACCGUUGAAACGGUCGGCUACCCGAUUUGUUUUAGCGGACAAAAGCAUAAUUUUUGUAGUUGGUAUAGCGGAGGAUGUUCUAGUAAGCAUAAAAGGGUUGGUCUUCCCGAUUGAUUUUCAUAUUCUCAAGAUGCCCCCUAGUGAUUUCGGAAGGACUUCAUCUAUUUUUCUUUGGAGGCCAUUUUUAAAGACCUCCCGGUUCAAAUUAGAUGCGUUUUCGGGUACCUACUCGUUCGAGAUCGAUGGAAGAGAAGUGAGCUUUAAUCUUGAUGAAGCCAUGAGACACCCACCGGAGGAUCACUCUAUAUUCUAG